Molecule: messenger RNA, 1068 nt
Organism: Thermochaetoides thermophila DSM 1495
Lineage: Eukaryota; Fungi; Ascomycota; Sordariomycetes; Sordariales; Chaetomiaceae
Exons: 2
Coding region: 1-1068 (355 amino acids)
Cellular component (GO): mitochondrion
Source: RefSeq, a predicted model, not a curated record
AUGCUGUCCCGAAGAGCUCGCGCCGUGAUGAGCGUCGCCCGCUCAACACCAUGCCAAACCAGACUCUUCGCCACAACUCUCGCCACCCUAACGCAGCAGCAGCACCGUUCCCCUUCCCUCUCCGACAUCCGCCCCGGCGAGGAAGAGUCCUUCAACACCCGGCAAAAUGCCUUCCGGGCGCAGCUAGUUGAGGCCCAGAAGCAGCGGGAAGCUAGUGGGUUGUCUGAUACUACUUCAUCCCCCACUCCGGGAGGUCUCGGAUCACUGAGCACAGCCCUCGGUUCAACAGGAAGUGUUGCCUCCGUUAAAGAACCGCCGCGCAAGGCCGGUCCCCUGACGAAUCUUAUUUAUGGGACGAAGGAGGGCCGCGAGCUGGACGCGCAGCUGCAAGCGAGUUUUAGCCAAGUGCUGGCUAGGGGAAAAUAUGUGCACCAGAUUGAAUUCCAUGAGGUGAAGCCAGAAUGUGUGGACGAGUAUGUGGCGCUGGUCGGAAGCUGGUAUCCGCGCGUGGCCGCCGAUCCGGAGAAUAAGGUCCAUCUCGUUGGCAGCUGGCGUACGGAAGUGGGGGACUGCGAUACCUUUGUCCACAUUUGGGAAUACCAACGCUACACCGGCUUCCACACCUCCCUGAACAACAUCUCCCAACAUCCUGACUUCCCCGCCUUCGACCGCAAACUCCGCUCGCUUAUCUACCGCCGCCGCUCAUCUCUAAUGCAAGAGUUCUCCUUCUGGCCCACUACGCCCCCCCGCCAGCUAGGCGGCCUCUUCGAGCUGCGCUCCUACACCCUUCAUCCGGGCAACUUGCUCGAAUGGGAAACCCACUGGCGCCGCGGCCUCAAAGCUCGUCGGGAGGUGAUGGAGGGUGUGGGCGCGUGGUUCGUGCAGAUUGGGGAUCUGAACACGGUGCAUCACUUGUGGCAGUUUGCUGAUUUGGAGGAGAGGAAGAGGAGGAGGGAGAAGAGCUGGGAGAUCGAGGGCUGGGCGGAGACGGUGCAUAAGACAGUGCCGCUGAUUCAGGACAUGAAAAGUAGAAUUUUGGUGGCUAUGCCUUGGUCUCCGGUUGCAUAA